AUGCCAACCAUAUCUUCUACUCCCAUCGAUCAAGGAUCUCCUCCCUCUUCUCAUCUUCACUAUUAUCACCAAUCUUCCCUUCCUCAACCAUCUGCUGUACCUGUACCGGCCUCUAACCCCCCGGUCGACUCCCCUCACCCUUCUACCGCAACCCCCGCUGUUGUCGCUCCCUCCGCUGCUUAUCCAGCUUUCACUACCGCCGCUCCUUCCUUCAGCGCAAGCAAUUCCGGCUUCACUGGUUCUGUAAUUGGCUCAAUUUCGCGCCGCAAUCGCCGCUCUUUUGCUGCCCUAGCCCGUGAAAAGACUUCCAGUGCUAUUGCAAAUCUCUCAGCAAUCGGAGGCACCGCCAAUUCUCCCCUUCGCCCUUCUGCCUCUUCCGGAAGCCUGUCCAAGCACACUCGAAAGCCCUCCCAGGUCAGCAUCAGCGAAGCAACGGGCCUCUUUCCUCUGACGCCACCACUAUCCGACGGAAGCGCCGGUAGUGACCACUCAAGCCCAACACCAAUCGAAUCCUCAGCCCGCCCUUUUUCCGCCGCCAGACAAGUCGAAAGGCGCCGCCAGACCCUUCAACACGUUCCAUCUUCAGUGCCACAGCUGUCGCAAGCCGGGCCUGUCGUACCCCCAUCCAAAAUGCAUCAAACCUCUUCGAGGCUGUUGCGUAUGACGGAAGAUGACCGCCCUUUUACAAAAGAUUUUAUGGAUCUGUUCUCGACUUUGAUGGUUAGCUUGAAGUUGGAUUCUCAUCGCAUACGAUUUACGAAAUAUGACCACACCUUCACCUCUGAAGAAGCCAUCAAUAAUCUCGGUUCCCUCAAGUUUUCCCAGUCCAACCGUAUGCCCGACCCCAAGGACCCUUCUCGGAUCGUUACCACCACUACAACCACGACCUUUUCCAUGGCCAAGGAAAUGGCUCGCUCGGUGUGCCAACGUUUUGUCGACGCUCGUUUCAUCGAAUCUGUAGAUGGAAAGACCGUUCAUAUCUUCCCGUUGAAGGGCGCGUUGUAUCAACUUACCCCAAAAGAUGUGUUGGAGUCGCCUCGGAAUACAAUGCAACUGGUCAAUUUGGAACGUGAUUCUGAGACCGACAAAUUGUCGCACGAUCGGGCUACGAUUGAAGUUAUCUUCCGUAGGUUCGCUGGCCAAGAUGGGCCAAAUGUCAAGAGCAGCAUUUCCACCUCAGAUUCAGACUCGCUAAGUGACUAUACGAACGGUUUGGUUGGAGUCAAGAUGGCCAAGGAGCGUAAGGUGAACGAAAAGAUCGUCCUUAAUACAUUUACUGGCAAGGCCGCUAUCGAUUGGCUUAUGGAUUGUUCUACCACUAUUGAGCGCCGUGAAACCGUCCUCAUCGCUGAGCUUUUCGUCAAGUAUGGAUUGAUCACGAUGCAUCAAGAGGACAGAUUGGUUCCCUUGCCGGAUAAUUCCAUCGUCGCUUUUCAGCCUUCUAAGAAUGCGAUCUACGGGGUAACGGAGCAUGGCCAGCGAGUCUGUGGGUGGAUCGCACGGGACAAAAAUCGCGAAACUACAGCCUACGAUAACCGGGGUAUUCCCAGAGACUCGAAUAACGCACGGUUGAACCACAUACUUCGUGACCCUGCCUUGCGGCUACUUUUCCGUGAAUUCCUACGUUUCUCGCUGUGCGAAGAGAACUUGUCGUUUUACCUGGACGUUUCCGAAUUUACUGCUACCUACCACAAGGCAGACAAAGUGGGCACCUUCAAGAAGCCUGAUGCUGUUCGUGAAACGCUUGCAGCAGCGUAUGGCCUUUACAAUGCUUUCCUAGCUCCCGGUUCGCCCUGUGAACUCAACAUUGAUCAUGCCCUUCGCAAUAGCCUGGCAAGCCGUAUGACCAAAGCUGUGGGUGAUGAUGAAUCUAUGCUCAAGAGUCUUCAGGAGGUGGUUCAUCUGUUCGAGAUGGCGCAAACCUCCGUCUUUAAGCUGAUGUCAAGUGAUUCCAUUCCAAAGUUUUUGCGUGAUCCAAAGUAUGCCGUUGUCCUCCAGGAACACGAUGUGGACUUGAUGGGUGCCGCAAGAUCUUACUCACCAACCCCAGCUCCAAUCCCGGAGCGCUCGAUGAGUCGCUCGGCACGAUCAUGA
This is a messenger RNA of Aspergillus tanneri, 2094 nucleotides long. RefSeq names its product developmental regulator FlbA (gene flbA). NCBI's taxonomy places the organism in Eukaryota, Fungi, Ascomycota, Eurotiomycetes, Eurotiales, Aspergillaceae. The transcript has 5 exons. The coding region runs from base 1 to 2094 and encodes 697 amino acids. Gene Ontology annotation, biological process: intracellular signal transduction. The record is from RefSeq and is a predicted model, not a curated record.